AUGAGAGAGUUAUUACAGAAGAGGCAAUUGAUCACUUCGUCUGAUUGUAAAGGUGAAAUUCAUUUAAUUUUGGGUUCUAUCGAUUCAAAUUCAUUUUUUGCUAGGAUUAAAUCCAUUAUAAAUAUAGGUGCCAUACCAAAGAUUAUAUGUAAUGAUAAACAAUUGAGCUCAAUUAUUGAUUCAAAAUUUCCAAACCAUGAUAUUUCAGUCCUUGAAAAAGACUAUGAUGGCAAUGACGUGAUUUUUCAUGGUAGAUUUGAAGUUAAUAAUGUCGUCGAUAGAGUUUACCUAUAUGAAACAGAUUCGGUUAAAUUAAAUGAAAUAUUUAAUACAUGCCAAAAAAAUAGAAUUCCAAUUAACACUUAUCAAAAUAGAAAUUUCUCAACUUUCCAUUGUCCUUCUACUUAUAUCGACCCAGAAAAUAGUGGUUUGCAAAUUACCGUCUCCACUGAUGGAAAUGGCUGUCUAUUAGCAAAUAGAAUCAAAAGAGAAAUCGUCUCGAAUUUACCAUCAAAUAUUUCAAAAACUGUUAGAAAUAUGGGGAUUUUAAGAGAAAAGAUAAUUAAUGAAGAAAAUAUUAGUUCUUCUCCAGAAGGAAAGAAAUUAUUAUUAGAUUACGGUAUGUUAGAUGGUGACGAUUGCUGGGAUAAUCAUAAUUUUAAUAGAUUAUCUACAAAAAUCAAUACAGAAUAUGGUAAAAAACUGAAAAGAACAAGAUGGUUGUCUCAAUUUAUGGAAUACUAUCCGUUAAGUAGAUUGGCCGACUUGAACAUUGAUGAUUUUGCAGAAUUUAAAAAUUUACCUAUUGGUAAUUCUAGAAAUUUCAAAUAUGAUAUAACAGAUGAUAUCAUCUCUAAAGUUCAAUCAAAGAAGAGAAAAAUACAAAGUUCUAUCUCCUUAAUUGGUAGUGGGCCAGGUUCUUUAUCAAUGUUAACAUUGGGCGCCCUGAAAGAAAUAAAAUCAGCAGAUGUCAUUUUGGCAGACAAGCUGGUUCCUCAAGAAGUGUUGGAUGUCAUCCCUUCAUCUACUGAGACUUUUAUUGCUAGGAAGUUCCCAGGAAAUGCAUCUAAAGCUCAAGAAGAACUACUAAACAAGGGUUUAGAAUACUUACAAAAUGGUAAAAGAGUAGUAAGGCUUAAACAGGGGGACCCUUACGUAUAUGGGAGAGGUGGUGAAGAAUAUUUGUUCUUUAAAGAAAAUGGAUACACUCCAUUGGUUUUACCUGGUAUAAGUUCAGCUCUGUCAUCGACUGUAUUAUCAAACAUACCUGCAACCCAAAGAAAUAUAGCCGACCAAAUCUUGAUAUGUACUGGCACAUUAAAAGAUGGUAAGUUGCCAGAGCUUCCAACUUAUUCUCCAACAAGAACUACGAUUUUCUUGAUGGUAUUGCAUAGAAUAGAUGAGUUUACAAAGGCAAUCUCUGAGCAUGGGUGGGAUAUAAACUCACCUGUCGCUAUUGUUGAAAGAUCUUCAUGUAAGGAUCAAAGAGUAGUUAGAACGAAGUUGAAAUAUUUACCUGAGGUUGUCAAGGAAGUCGGUUCAAGACCUCCAGGUGUAUUGAUUUUUGGCAAUGCAGUUAAUGCAUUGGUUGACAUUACAAUUGAUGAAUACAACAAAUACAAUAUUGAGGAAGGAUUCAGGGAAUUUGAAAUUGACGCCGAGCAACUGCUUAAAUAA
This is a messenger RNA of Vanderwaltozyma polyspora DSM 70294, 1677 nucleotides long. It is a transcript of the gene MET1, whose product is annotated as uroporphyrinogen-III C-methyltransferase. The transcript has a single exon. Gene Ontology annotation, molecular function: uroporphyrin-III C-methyltransferase activity. The record is from RefSeq and is a predicted model, not a curated record. NCBI's taxonomy places the organism in Eukaryota, Fungi, Ascomycota, Saccharomycetes, Saccharomycetales, Saccharomycetaceae. Bases 1 to 1677 code for a protein of 558 amino acids. Gene Ontology annotation, biological process: siroheme biosynthetic process; sulfate assimilation.